AUGGUGAGUGAGAGUCGGGAAGAGACAGCGCUGCCAGGCCUCAGCUCAAGCUCCUCAGAUGAGGAGCUCCUCAGGGCUCAGUACCAGGUCCUCCGGACCAUUGGUCAGGGGAGCUUUGGCCAUGUGAAAUUGGCCAAGCAUCUCCUCACAGAUGCCCUGGUUGCGGUGAAAGUUUUAAAGAAGCAGGACAACCCCUUCAUUACCAGUGAGGUGGACAUCAUGAAGUCUGUGGACCAUCCAAAUGUGGUCAAGCUAUUUCAUGUCAUGGAAACGGAUGAGCGGGUGUACUUGGUCAUGGAAUACCCAGGCGGGGGUGACCUGCUGAGGCAUGUCCUGCAAGUGCUCAAGCUGCAGGAGGAGGAGGCCCGGCCUGUGUUCCGGCAGAUUGUGAGUGCCAUGCACUACUGCCAUGAGAGUGGCAUUGCCCACCGGGACCUGAAACUAGAAAAUGUCUUGUUGGACACAAGGGGCACAGUGAAGGUGUGCGACUUUGGGCUUGGCACGAGGGUCAUGCUUGGGGAGGAGCUGGACAGCGCGUGUGGCACGUUACCCUUCUGGGCCCCCGAGCUAUUCCAGCACCAAGGCUACGACGGCCAUAAAGUGGAUGUGUGGAGCCUGGGCGUGCUGCUGUACUGCAUGGUGGUGGGCUACCUCCCGUUUAGAGCCUGGACGUGGGGGAAGCUGCGGAAGCAGGUGCUGAGCGGCCGCUGCCGGAUUCCUCCCCACGUCUCCCCAGAGCUGCAAAACCUCUUCACCCAAUUGCUUGCGGUGGACCCUGAGAGGAGGCCCACAUUGGAGCAAGUGCUGGGCCACCCCUGGCUCAGACAGAUGGAGCCAGUGUCCCCCCGGCCCAGCAGAACGCCCCCACAACAGCCAGAUGCCAGCAUCAUCAAGGUGAUGACGUACCUGGGGUAUGAUCCACAGGAGGUCCGGGAUGCCCUGCUAGGCAGAACUUUCAAUGCUGCCAUGGGCACCUACCUGAUCCUGCUGCAGCAGAGGGAGCAGGGGGGCUACGGGCCCAGCCACCAUGGGAGGCGCCCGCUUCCUGGGCCUCCGCCUUGUCCCUCACCUGCAGUUGCAUCCUCCACUGUUCUCCCAAAGACAGUAAGUGCUCCUGCUUGUCACCCUGCCACCUGCCCGCCUGCUAAGCGCGCGAGGCCAGAGGACUGCAGGAAAUGCAGCAAGUUCGCAUCUGCCCCCUGCAUCCCCAUUUCCCCCUUCACAAGAAGCGCAGAGAGGGAGAUGGGGCCCACAGCAGCCGAACCCCUGCUCCCCUCUGGUCAAGCCAGUAGUUUGACCACAGCCCCAGCCGGGGACCAUAAUCAGGGCUGGAGAAACAUGAAGAGGAGGACCGUCAAGUGCCUAAGACGACUCUGCUGUUGUUGCUGCCCACUUGCCAAGCGCAGAUCUGCCCGCACUGCCAGUCCCGGGAGAGGUGAGGACAGAACCCGCAACCUGGAGCCCUCAUAG
Perognathus longimembris pacificus (Pacific pocket mouse) is the source of this 1470-nucleotide messenger RNA. Its product is annotated as sperm motility kinase 4A-like. The transcript has a single exon. Gene Ontology annotation, biological process: protein phosphorylation; intracellular signal transduction; microtubule cytoskeleton organization. Gene Ontology annotation, cellular component: cytoplasm. NCBI's taxonomy places the organism in Eukaryota, Metazoa, Chordata, Mammalia, Rodentia, Heteromyidae. Gene Ontology annotation, molecular function: protein serine/threonine kinase activity; tau-protein kinase activity; ATP binding. The record is from RefSeq and is a predicted model, not a curated record. Bases 1 to 1470 code for a protein of 489 amino acids.